AUGGGUGAGGUUCUCGCUGCCAGCGCUACCAUUGCUGGACUUCUGAACUUGACGAUCACGACGCUUCAAUUGAGCCAUGGGUAUUUCCCAGGUGUGAAGAACUUCACGAAGACGAUAGAGCAGUAUUUCAGUGAGCUUGAGCGGCUAAAAGACGUUCUGGAGGAUUACAAGGCGCUCGCAGAAAGCGGUGAUACGGCAGACUUCGUCUCAUUUUUUAUUCCAUCACAAUCUGAAGCAUGCUGGAAAGAACUAGAACAUGUCCGCACCAAAUUAGAAAAGCAGUGCCAUGGCAGCCUCUUUUCAAAAGCAUUGAGCCGAUUAAGGUGGCCCUUCUCCGAAGAAGAGGUGUCGCGUACCGUAGAAGCGCUACAUCGCCACCAAAGCUCUCUUCACAGGAGGUUGUCUGCAAGAAAUCUCAAGGUCUCCAGUCGCAUCCUCUCAGAGGUCAGGCAUCUUCGGGAAAAGCAACAGAAAUCAUCAACCAAGGUCUCUUACGAUUGGCUCUCAGACGCCAACCCCGAAACGAAUCACCUAUCCGCCAGGAGUAAGCAUUCACAGGGAACGAGCCAAUGGUUCUUAGACUCCUCGGCGUUCAAGUCCUGGUGGAACUGCUCGUGUAGGUCACUGUGGGUGAAUGCAAUACCAGGGGCUGGAAAAACUGUACUGUGUUCGACCAUCGUUGAUUAUAUCCUUCAUCAACGGCUACCAGAUGAAGCUGUUGCCUAUUUCUAUUUCGAUUUCAGCGACUCAUCCCAACAGAAGCUCAAUGCCUGUCUGCGAUCUCUAUUGGCCCAGAUUUGUUCCGUCCGCUCCUCCAUGCCACCGGUUGUAGCUGAGCUGAAGACGCUGUGCAAAGGUCCAGGAAGGAAUGGCAUUCUGACAGAACAUGAGCUUUUGUCCGCCCUUGUGUCAGUCUGUUCCGGGCUUGGUUGGGUUUGGAUCGUAAUCGACGCUUUGGAUGAGAGCACGGAUUGGCUAGCAUCCAUGGAGGCCAUCAAGGUUAUGAUUGCCUCCACCAACUUCUCCUUGCUCACGACGAGCCGUAGGGAAAAGGAAAUUGAAGAGGUGCUUUCCGAAGCGAUGGAUGUUUCGUUCACCUUGAACUCCAUUAAUGUUGAUAAAGAUAUUAGAACAUAUGUGGUGAAAUGUCUGCAAACGGACUCUGAACUGGGAAAAAGACCACCAAAUGUGAAAAAACGCAUUGAGGAUGUUUUGACAACCAAAUCUAAGGGAAUGUUUCGAUGGGUUGUGUGCCAGAUUGACGUUCUGCGCUCAUGCCUAACAUCAAAAGCAGUUGAUGAAGCUUUGGACUCACUCCCACAGACUCUAGAUGCAUCAUACGAGAGGAUUCUCUUACGUAUUCAUCCGGCGAAAAUAUCUCUAGCUCGGGCAGCUCUUGAGUUUUUGGUCUUUUCCACGCGUCCCCCAACAUUAGCUGAGCUUGCCGAAGCGGUUGCUGUUGGCACAUUUGAUGGACCAUUCGACAUGGAAAACCGACUCUUCGAGCCGGAAGAGAUCCUCAAAAUGUGCUCUUCUCUCCUUGUACUGGAACGCUCCAUCGUAGACAAAAUGGGUCAAGACGACUCCUCAGAUGCAGAAGUCCAGCAAAAGAAAGACACAAACGAAAGGCCGACAGUAGUGAGACCGGCGCAUUACACAGUUAGUGAAUAUCUGAUGUCACCCCGAAUACAUACCGGCCCAGUGAAAGUAUUCGCACUUGCUCAAGAAAGUGGAGACACUUCACUGACCAAGAUAUGCCUCAGAUACCUCUUACUCUUCAACAAUCCAGAGCCGUUGAGUGCAGCUAUCGACAGCGAGUUUCCGCUUGUGCGUUACGCUGCAUCAAAUUGGUAUCACCACAUGGCUUCUGUUUUCAUGCAAAUGGACCCCGUUGCGAUAGAGCUACUGAGGAAGUUCUACGACACCGAAGACUAUUAUUUCUUCAAUUCCAUCAGAUUCUCGGAUCCGGAUAUAUUCUGGUGGGGCAAACCACACCCUGGCUUACGGCCCGCAGACUUGCCUUCCCCUUUAUACUAUUCGUGUAUGAGAGGCGCGUGCAGUGAGCAUGUCAGGUUGGUGGUUGAUAUGGAUUUCGACGUGAACCGGUAUGGUGGGAAUUGGGGCUUUCCACUGCAAGCAGCCUGUCAGUCGAAAUGUGACAUAACCACCUUAAACAUUCUCCUCGAAUCAGGCGCCAACGUGAAUGCAUUGGGUGGUUACUAUCAUACAGCAUUGAACGCAGCUGCAGGAGCCGGAUCUGAGGACAAAGUUGAACGACUCCUCAACGCCGGUGCGGAUCCAAAUUUAGGCGCAAGUGAAGGUCACUUCAACGCCUUGCACAGAGCAAUUUGGCUCCUACAAUAUAAGCGCAAUGAAGAACCCUAUACUAACAUUGUGCGCAAACUCCUUCGUGCUGGAGUCAAGGUAAAUGCAACGGACAGUUUGGGCAGAACGCCUCUCGAAGUCGCAGCGAGGGCCGGAAAAGCAGAAAUCGUUCGCGCUCUGCUGCAAGCUGGCGCAGACGUAAACCUGACUGGCCGUUUUCCCGAAGGAGCUUUGACUAAGGGUGUAAAGAGUGGCAGCACUGAAAUCGUGGACUGCCUGCUAGAUGCUGGAGCGCAAGUCAACACGAAUGGCUAUUCCACCGCCCUUAGAACUGCCAUGAGGCUCAGCAACAUCGAGAUGAUCCAGAGAUUGCUGAAAGCAGGCGCAGAAAUAAAUUCUGUUGGAGCUCUUAAUACAGGAGCUGUGCAUCAAGCUGCAGAGAAAGGUGACGUGGAAAUCUUGAAUGUCCUUCUUGAUGCUGGAGCAGAUGUGACCUUGAAGGGUUGGCUUGGGAAGACAGCUCUUGAGAUCGCAGCAAGCGAAGGACAUACUGCCGUUGUUCGUCGGUUACUGCGAGAAGGCCCUGAAAUAAAUUCCAUCUGUGACAACCACAACCACAACGACUACGACAAUAGAGGGGCGUUGCAUUAUGCUGCAGGGAAAGGCGACGUUGAGAUUAUAAAUCUCCUUCUCGAUGCUGGAGCGGACGUAAACUUGAAAUCCAGAUUUGGUAGGACAACGAUAGGCGUUGCAGCGCGCCAUGGUCACGUGGCGGUUGUCAGGAGGCUACUGCGGGCAAGUGCAGAUGUAAACCCUUCUGAUGAUUUCAGGCGUACGCCUCUGAUGGAGGCUGUGGGCAAAGGCCGGAUUGAAGUUGUGGACUGCCUUCUCGAAGCUGGGGCUGAUCCUGAUAUUGAAGCAGAAUCGAAAUGGGGCUCGGCGUCUGAGGCUGGACCUGAUCCUGAUCCUGCUAGUGAAGUAGAAUGGGGGUAUGAGUCGACGUCUGGAGCUGAGGCUGAUUUUGAUCUCGAUCUCUUACGGGAGUAUUCAACAUUCGAAGCUGCAUUGCGAAAUGGGCGGCUCGAUAUAUACAAGCGUUUGAUAUCUGCUCCACCCAUCUGGAAAGAUAUCAAAAGGUCGGCUUCGGAAAGAAGGAAAGCCACGGGACGAAGACUUCAAGCGCGACGUUGCACCUCAUGUGACGAUAUCCCUAUUCCAAAGGGCAACUCAAACGCUGUCUCGUGGCACACUCUGGAAGAAGUUAACAAUCGUGAUGGUUGA
Molecule: messenger RNA, 3606 nt
Organism: Endocarpon pusillum Z07020
Lineage: Eukaryota; Fungi; Ascomycota; Eurotiomycetes; Verrucariales; Verrucariaceae
Exons: 2
Coding region: 1-3606 (1201 amino acids)
Molecular function (GO): protein binding
Source: RefSeq, a predicted model, not a curated record